GUAAAGUUUCUAUGAUUUGGUCUUAUGAAGAGCUAUUUUCUCUAUGUAAUUUGCUCCUGCCUAAUCGUAGCAAAUCGUGCACUUCCUCUUGCCGCUGAAGCUCCCCUGCCUUGCCGAUUUUAGGGGGAAACAAAACAAAUCUUUUCAAAGAGAAAUGGAAAGCACCGCUGUUGAUUCGAGUUUGCACCGCACUUUCAAAUACUUACUAGCUACCGCACUAGAAGAAGAUUAUGUGGUUUGUGCUGUACAAUUCCAUCUUUUUGUGACAUUCAUAUUGUUUUUGAGUAGAGAGGGAUUCAGGCGAGUGUGCUUGAGGGAAGAUAUUAUGUGGUAUGGUUCUUCACCAGCAGGAGAAACUGAAGCUCAGCUUUUGAAAGUGGCCUGGAUGACCUUCCCAUUAGGGGUACUGGUCACUUUUUUUGCUUGUUUGAUUGUAUUCUGGUGGCAAGAUCUGGGAUUUUCCAGUCCUUAUGGACAAGCUAUCUUGAUUAAUGGUUUUGCUUGCAUUCUUGAACUGCUGGCAGAACCAUUCUUUAUUUUGGCUCAAAAACUGGCUCUUCUCAAAUUGCGGCUAAUUGUUGAAAUUGUUGCCACUCUUUCGCAUUGUAUAGUAACAUAUGCUCUCAUCCUGAAGCAACCAAGCUUGGAGAAAGCAAUUGUGUUUUCAAUGUCACAGGUUGCUUAUGGAGCAUCUAUUUUCAUAGGCUACUGGGCUUACUUUCUUCUGUGCCAAUUAUACACAACUCGUGUUCUAUUUCCGUUCCGGAUAGGAAAUACAAAAAACUAUGAUCAACUGAUUGUGAACAUGUGCAUGAAACUUAAUCUUCAAUUGGUUCAGAAGUUGGUUCUUCAGGAAGGUGAAAAGAUGGUCCUUGUAUGGUUUGAUACACCAUAUAACCAGUAAGUAUAUGGACUUGUAGACAAACUAGGGAGCCUAGUGGUGAGGCUGAUUUUUCUUCCCUUUGAAGAAAGCUCAUAUGCAACGUUUGCAAGGCCUGCAUCAGGAGAUCAAGAACGGAAAAAGGAGAAAUUGGGAAGGAGUCUGACAGAUGCGCUGAAGCUUGUUUUGCUUAUCGGUCUAGUUGUUAUGGCAUUUGGUCCAAGCUAUUCAUAUUCCCUCAUCAGAUUGAUGUAUGGUAGAAAAUGGAGCGAUGGAGAAGCUACCAAAGUACUCCAAUGUUAUUGCCUUUAUGUGAUAGUUUUGGCCAUGAAUGGGACGUCUGAAGCAUUUCUACAGGCAGUUGCAACAGAGAAAGAACUUAAACGGUCAAAUGGUUCAUUGCUUGCCUUCCCAUUGAUAUAUGUGAUCAUUAACAUCUUGUUUAUCAGAUCAGCAGGGGCAAUUGGAUUGAUUUUAGCAAACUCUCUGCAUAUGAUCUUGAGGAUAGUUUACUCAGUGAUUUUCAUCAAAAAGUAUUUCAAGGAAUCAUCAUCUUUUGCUUUUAGAGCUUGCAUGCCUGGAGGUUAUGAAUUUGUGUUGGUUUCAGGAGUAGCCACCUUCAUAGUUGAAAAGAUGUACCUUAACCGAGACAACUUCUCGGCCACCUUUACCGUUCACUUCUCAUUUGGUUUAUUCUGUUUUCUUGUGGCCACUUUCAUAAUCUAUCAAAAGGAGAGGCCUUUUAUCGCGAAAAUUCUACGCUUCCGCGAACACGCUGAUUGAAUGUGCUAAAGAACUACAUCUUGGUCAAUAGGGUUUGUGAAAAGUUCUGCUCUAUUUCAAGAUCAAGGAAUCAUAAGCACUGAGGAUUACGAGCAUUUCUGGUAUACUAUGCUCAGGGAGGGAGGUGCAAUAGGGUUGGGGGGCCAUUGCCCCCCCCCCCCCAAAAAAAAAAACUUUUUAUUUUUUAAUACUAUUAGAGUAUUAGUAUUAGUCUAUUAGAUAAGUAGUUCAUAAACUGCCUAUGCGUAAGUUUUUUAAUUACUUCGUUUCUGAAUUGUGGAAGAUCUUCAAGAUUUCAUUUGCAACUUUUUAGUACUUACUGAUUUAA
Molecule: messenger RNA, 1991 nt
Organism: Cuscuta epithymum
Lineage: Eukaryota; Viridiplantae; Streptophyta; Magnoliopsida; Solanales; Convolvulaceae
Source: the annotation of a GenBank genome assembly